Molecule: messenger RNA, 1865 nt
Organism: Stomoxys calcitrans (stable fly)
Lineage: Eukaryota; Metazoa; Arthropoda; Insecta; Diptera; Muscidae
Product: golgin subfamily A member 7
Exons: 5
Coding region: 229-657 (142 amino acids)
Biological process (GO): protein targeting to membrane; peptidyl-L-cysteine S-palmitoylation
Cellular component (GO): palmitoyltransferase complex
Source: RefSeq, a predicted model, not a curated record
AAUAGUUGGUAACGGGUAUUGCCAUUCUCAAAAUAUUCGAUGAAUUUACAUACUACAGAAAAAACAACAGCUGACCGAGAUUGGACACAUAAAAAUUUUACAAAGCAGCGAUUACAAAGGUUCAAAAACAAAAACAAGUGUGGAUUGAGGAAACACCCACGACGGAGCUGAGGUUAGCUGCAAAAGUAAGCUCUCUGCUUGAUCUCUGUACGUACGUAAGUGGCCAACAUGUCUCAGGCUGGAGCUGUGGGUACACCAUCAGCUUUGCAAAAUGGUUUUAACAAAGUGUUCAUUCAACGCGACUACAGUGAAGGCACUGCUGUGAAAUUUCAUACCAGAUUACCGGGAGAGUUGGAAGGCCUGAUUGAGCGCCAUGUCUUUGAGUCAACCAUAAAUAGACUAAACGAAUUUUUCGCUGAAGCCGAAAAGGGAUCCUGCAGUACAUAUUGCGAAGGCUGUAUUGGUUGUAUAACUGCCUACUUGGUGUACAUGUGCUCGGAAACACAUUAUGAAAAGACGCUUCGUAAAAUUUCCAAAUAUAUUGCUUCCCAAAAUGAACGCAUUUAUCAUCCAAAGGGCUUACAAAUAAUCGAUCCAACUUAUAGGGGCUUGCGUGUAAUAGAAAUCACAAUUCUAGAUCGUCCCGGACGAACGUGACUUCCGUUGUCCCACUCCACCGAAGAGUUUUUCAUGUAACACCUACACACGCUCUCCCAUGAAACGGUUGUGGUUUAUGACCAACCGCAAGCACUACCACCACCACCACCAUUGACAUCUUGAUGAAAACGCCUCCUUCGCCCCCUAUGCCCAAAACAAAUUAAAGGAUUUAUGAUGGUGUUUGAAACACAAAUCCUACCUUCCGCUGACUUGAGUAAUAAUAGAUUGAUUGAUGAUAAAGUAAAGCCAAUGUUUGGAACUCUGAUCAUGGAAAAAAGGGAAGAUCAGAGACAGAUUUGUUAUAAUACAUACAUAGCUUUAGUCUACACAAGGUUAAAUGAAAAAAAAAACUAAGGCAAACUCAAAAAAUAUUAUAAACAAAUUGAAGCAAAACAUAAAUAAUUUAUUAACAUUACCAUAUAUGCCCAUAUACGCCCCUCCUCCCCUGAUGAAAAAGUAGAUGAUAUAAAGUCAAAUCAAUUCGUAUUGACAAAGUCAAAAAAACUUUAGCAUGCAAAGAUAUUCCGAGUUACUUACAACAUCAAGUUUAUUACCUUUAGAUGAAAGCGUAACCGAAACCCCAAAUAAACCCCCACAUAUAUAAAUAUUUAUAUUAAACUGUAAGUUUAUAGUUAAGCCUCUGGUUAAACCUUAACAAUAGUAUAUGAUACAUUUUUCACUUCAAAGAGAAACAGAAUAACAACAAAAAAAACAAGAAUUUUAACAAAAACAUUGCGAGGUUUUAGUAAAAUUAGAAAGUUCAUAACUAGUUACAUACUGUAUAACACAGUGUUCUCCCACUUCUUUAGUAACAUUAUUACUUAGUCCAUUUUUAGCAUGGUUAUUGAAUAAAAUGUAAUCUAAAGUUUUUUUAAAACAUCGUAGCAUUAUCAUUUUUUUCAUUAUCUUCGCCCCAUAUUGUUAAUGUUCAUGGUUUUUGUAUUCAUAAUUCUGCCCAUGCCUCUAACACUCUUUCGGUGUUUUCAUUUCAUUUCGUUUUGUUGUUUUUUUUUCUACAAAUUUUUCUACUUUUAGACGUAAUUGCAGAUGGAGGAACCCCAUUUUAAUGUUUUCCUUGCCUAACUGUUUAAAUAGUUAGCAAUUGUGUAUUAAAUCAUAGAUUCAAUAUAUAAUAGAGAAUUGUAUCUGUCUAUUAAGUAUUUAUAAAACAAAAAAGAAAUGAAAUAAAAUAAUUGAAAUAAAACGUU